UCUAGUUGUCUAUAAAUACAGAGAUGCUCACAAAGGCGUACAUAUCGGUGUUGAAGGACAGCUCCUCCUCUCUUCUCUCUUCUUCUUCACCACCCCAACAGCGGUAGAUCUCUCCCCUUUCAAAUUGCCCUCAGGUGGAAACAACAAAAUGGGGCUGUCUUUCACGAAGCUGUUCAGUCGUUUGUUUGCGAAGAAGGAGAUGAGGAUUCUGAUGGUGGGUCUCGAUGCGGCUGGUAAGACCACCAUUCUCUACAAGCUCAAGCUCGGCGAGAUCGUCACCACUAUUCCCACCAUUGGUUUCAAUGUGGAGACUGUGGAGUAUAAGAACAUCAGCUUCACUGUCUGGGAUGUUGGGGGUCAGGACAAGAUCCGACCUUUGUGGAGGCACUACUUUCAAAACACACAAGGACUCAUCUUUGUGGUUGACAGCAACGAUCGUGACCGUGUAGUUGAAGCUAGGGAUGAACUGCACAGAAUGUUGAAUGAAGAUGAGUUGACGGAAGCUGUUCUGCUUGUAUUUGCUAACAAGCAAGAUCUUCCAAAUGCCAUGAAUGCUGCUGAAAUAACUGAUAAGCUCGGCCUUCACUCCCUCCGUCAACGCCACUGGUAUAUCCAGAGCACAUGUGCUACUUCUGGUGAAGGACUGUAUGAGGGACUCGAUUGGCUCUCAAAUAACAUCGCAAACAAGGCAUAGAUGGCUCAACUCGAAUUUUGUGUUUCAAAUGUGAUGUAUCAAGAAGUUGAAGAUUGAUCCUUGGUUCAGCAUUUGCUACUGUCCGAACUACCUGUUUAUCAUUUGUCUUUUCUUUUGCAUACUCUCUCCCUCUCUCACCUGUAGUUUAACAAUAAUUCAUAGAUUCUUGUUAUUUUCUCCUUGUAUUAAUUUGAUAGCAUUGAUAUUACUGA
Molecule: messenger RNA, 906 nt
Organism: Argentina anserina (silverweed cinquefoil)
Lineage: Eukaryota; Viridiplantae; Streptophyta; Magnoliopsida; Rosales; Rosaceae
Product: ADP-ribosylation factor 2-like
Exons: 7
Coding region: 149-694 (181 amino acids)
Biological process (GO): intracellular protein transport; vesicle-mediated transport
Cellular component (GO): cytoplasm
Molecular function (GO): GTP binding; GTPase activity
Source: RefSeq, a predicted model, not a curated record